Molecule: messenger RNA, 2348 nt
Organism: Apis florea (little honeybee)
Lineage: Eukaryota; Metazoa; Arthropoda; Insecta; Hymenoptera; Apidae
Source: RefSeq, a predicted model, not a curated record
AAACUACUUUAACGGGUAGUUGUAGUAUUUUUAAAAACGUAAUAAACAUAGUUACUUAUGUUAUUGUGUAUUCUAAAUAAGAUAUCGUCGUUGAAAAAUAAAGCUUGUACAUUCUGGAAAAAUUUGUUCGUCGAUUAAUUUCAAUUGCAAGCAUGGUGGGACGAUAUCGAGAGAGGCAGUACCAGUUAGCAGCGCAGAAGCACAACCAGCAGUGUCUCAAGUAUGAUUAUUAUCAGCAAAUUGCCAAAUACUUCGAACGCGAGUGUCGAAUCGCCAAGCACUAUGAUUCGUGGAAUUACAGGACUUUAGAUCGCGAAAGCGAACUCGAGAAGACUAAGAAAGCGGAAAGGUUAGAGGCUAGAAGGAAUAAAUUAAGAAAUCUUUUGAAGGAGGAAGAUGAAACGUAUAGAAGGGAGUUGGAGAGACGAAAGAAAAUAAAAAAUCGGCCGGAAGAGAUUUCUUUGGAGGCGUUAAAACAAAAAUUGAAGGAAAAACGCGCGGAGCAGAGCCUAUAUUUGCCUAGAACUUGUCGAAGAUAUCAGUCGUAUUUCGUCUGUCCCACGGAAACUAAUGCCCCAGGUUGGAAUACGCUUAGAAACACCAAUCUUCAAUAUUCUCGUGCCUGUAGAGAAUCGACGAAUCUUAUUCGACAAAAUUCUUAUAGUAGAAAUUCGAAAAUGAGCGAAAAUAGUAAUAAAACUUCCCUGGAGCAAGAAAAUAUAGACACGCGACAAGACGAAAAAAGUCUUCUGUCGUCACAGAGCUUGGACAGUGAGAGGCCUAAAUCGAGAUAUUCGGCUCGUUAUGCUCGCAGAAGUUUGGAAAAUACCAAUGUGAGAAACGACGAUUUCGUGGAUUCGCCAAACAGAGCAGCAAGUACAUCGUCUUUUACUUAUGGCUCUUCCGCUGCCUCCACUGAAAAGUUGGUGAACGAGAAAAUUCUUCUUCGUGGGGACGAUAAAGAGAACAGGACAGAAGAUGCGAAAUCAAACGGUCCUCAAAAUGGGAGGAUAACCGAAAGAUCUUCCUCGAGCGAUGGUAAUCCAAAGAAUCUUGCGCAACAAGAACAUAUUCCUCCUAAAAAAAACGAUGAGAAUAAUUCCUUAAAACAAUCGGAUCGUUUAAGCGAUAAUGCCUAUGAUACACGUAGAUCGGAACAUAGCGAGAAAGAAUAUCAAGACACGAAAAAGAACGACACUCGACAGUUCGAAAUUGAAAAAAGUUUGCCUUGGCUGCGAAUGGAUCCUAGCGAUAAGAAUCUCUCAAAAGAGAUGUUUUUAUACUUGACUCACAAGGAAUUGAAAUGCAAGAUCGAGGAUCUUUCCAGAAGAGAAAUGCACGCGUGCAACAAACAAUGUUGGGACGAGGCUUUACGGCUAAGAGAUAUGAGAAAUAAAUUGGAAUUAAUUCGCGAAAAGAGAUUGUACAAUAUGGAAAAUCUCGAAUUGGACGAAGAAGCGAGGAAGAUAGGAUUGGUUAAUAUCGAUAAGAGAGAAGCGGAACUUAUUGAAAGAGAGAAGAUUUGUAUGGAUUCAAUGAUGUAUAGCGAAGAAGCAAAAGCUUUAUGGAAAAAGUGGGUACACGAAGAUGAAAGAUUCGUGAUUAAGGAUGCUCGCCAAGAAAGGGAAAAAUUGAUGAACAAUUUGGAGAAAGAAUGGCAGAAUCUCGCGAUUCGUGAGAAAGAAAGAAUCUCAAGAUCAUACCAGAAUGUGAUGAAUGAAUCUGCUCUGCAAGAAGAACACAAACUGGCUGCGGCUAUUAACGCGGCCAGAAUAAAACCCCUUUCAAAUUCUUUAAAAUAGGUCUAAAUAGAAUUUCAAAAAUUCGCGUGCUUGAUUUUAUUAUAUCAAGCUUAACGAUUGUUCGCAUUUCAAUGUUUCUAGAAUACAAUUUUUUGCAAGUGAUAAUGUUGCAACUGUUGGAUGCAUUUCAAAAAAAUUUAGAGAAACGUUUAGAUCUUAGUAAAAUAUAAUUUAAAAAAAGAAAUAAAAUAAAUAAAAGAAAGAAAUAUAUCUAACAGUUAAUAGUUGUUAACCGUUAUAAAAGACUGAUUAUAUUCUAAUUAAAUUGGUAUUUAAAAAAUGUUACCGAAAUUGUUUCAGAUUAAUUACUGUAUUUUUCAUUAUUUUAAUUGUUCGUUUAUAUAAUUAAUCACUGAAUUCGUACUUCAAUUUUUUAAUUCUAGUCGUUUUCUAAUAACAAUCACGAUAUUGUUAUUAUCUAUUAAUAGCUCUACUAUUCACCAUUAAUUGCAAUUCAUUUAAUUGUAUCACAAUUGUUUAUAAUAUUCCACCAAUGAGAUUACUAUAUUUUAUAUUAUUAACUUGGAAAUAAAGUGAUCGCAUUGA